This is a messenger RNA of Metopolophium dirhodum (rose-grain aphid), 1452 nucleotides long. RefSeq names its product nuclear transcription factor Y subunit alpha-like. The coding region runs from base 431 to 1267 and encodes 278 amino acids. The record is from RefSeq and is a predicted model, not a curated record. Gene Ontology annotation, molecular function: RNA polymerase II cis-regulatory region sequence-specific DNA binding; DNA-binding transcription factor activity, RNA polymerase II-specific. The transcript is spliced from 6 exons. Gene Ontology annotation, biological process: regulation of transcription by RNA polymerase II. NCBI's taxonomy places the organism in Eukaryota, Metazoa, Arthropoda, Insecta, Hemiptera, Aphididae. Gene Ontology annotation, cellular component: CCAAT-binding factor complex.
UCUGUUAAGGUCAAUGACCGCUAGUUUGGCAUCAGACUGAUAAUACAUUUUGAAUAGGUAACGCCGCCUCUAUCUUUACUCUAUGCUCCAACCACCUCUACGGGACGCAAACAACGCGACCCGGUCGACUCUCGCACCGUGCCGGUCAUGGCAACCGUGUGGAUCGUGUCGCCUAAGACGUACGGUCAGCGGAAAAAGGCCGAUCAGACAUCCAUCAUCGGACCGUCGGACCAAUAGCACAUCGUUCGACGUAAUACAAAUCGCCCGAGCAGCACCAAUUAGUUGCAUUGUUGUAACUUGUAAUAUAAUAUAAUACUUAUAUAGUGACAUACGUAAAGUUUUUGUGCUGUGCUUUUUAAUCACCUCAAUCCAAACCUACAUUACGUACGGACCACGAUCAACCAGCAUUCAAUCACCGGGUCCGCGUCAAAUGGCUCCCCGCAGAAUAAUUUGUCCGGUCAGCGAAAAGGAUCGUAUCAUGCAUAAACCCACAAAAUUGGAAAGAGUCAACUUAAAUGAUAAUCUAUUGGAUGGCGCAUUCAAUAACCGAAUACAAGUUUUACCGGGUCAAAUAAUACAAAGUGUCAAUGGGCAGCAACUGUUUAUUCAUUCCGCUGCUCAAAAUGCAAGCCAACUAAUACAAUGUGGUUCACAGAACAAUCAACAAUUUCAGCUACUACCAUUUUCCUCAACACAACCACAAUUGAUUCAAGCUAAUGGGCAAACAUUUAUUUUUCAACCGAUACAAGUUGGUAAUGCACAAGUUAUUCCACAGCCAAUGUUAAUUAACAUAAAUGGGAAUAUAAUGCAGUUGGAUAAUACAAUAACUAAUAAUUCUCUAAACGUGGUUACACAAUCAGCUAUAACCACUCCUAUAGAACAAGUUCUUCAACAAAAUAGUUUAAUGAUUGUACCAAAUAAUACAAUUAGUAUUCAACAAGAGAUACCUUCAACACUCGAGCCUGCCGAAGAAGCACCGUUAUAUGUAAAUGCCAAACAGUAUCAUAGGAUUAUGAAAAGAAGGCAAGCUAGAGCAAAACUAGAAGCUGAAGGAAAAAUACCCAAAACUCGACAAAAAUAUUUGUAUGAAUCUCGUCAUAAACAUGCUAUGAAUCGUAUACGAGGAGACGGUGGUCGUUUUCAUUCUGGAUCAAUGGAGAGAAUAAAUAUGUCAAACAUUGAAAUUCAACAAAACCAACAGUAUCAAAAUCCAAUAAUCAAACAUUGUUACUCUCUGGCUGUUAAUCAACCAUUUGAUAACAUAUAAUAAGUACAAUUGUAUAACAGUUUUAUUUGUAGUACAAAUAGCACGGGAAUUGCACAUAUUAUCUGGAUUUUUUUUUAUUUACUUAAAAUAAGUUUAAAAUGUAAAAUUAAUUAAUUUGUAAGUACUUUUAAUUUUUUUUUUUUAAUUACAAUUAUAACAAUAUAGUUUUAAAUACUGAUCAUACA